CCUCCUCCUCCAUCCGUCUGUUUAAAAGCGGAUCGCUUUCCCCCUCUGCGCCGGGUUGAGAGAUCUCCAGAGCGCUGCUCCAUCUCUCUGUGCGUCUCUUUCCCGCCUUUUCUUCUCCUGAGGGAAAAUGAAGCGCCUCUCUUUCCUCCUGCUGUUAUUAGCGGCCCUGACGGAGGCCCAGCUGCACGGGCGCCGCUUCGAGGACCGAGCCGCGCCUUGCCCCGACCGCUGCGACCGCUCCCGCUGCCCCGAGCUGCCCGCGGACUGCGCCGGCAGCCCCGCGCUCGACCCCUGCGGCUGCUGCCCGGUCUGCGCGGCCCAGGAAGGGGAGCCGUGCUGGGCGACGGCGGGCGGAGAGUUGCCCUCCUGCGCCGAGGGCCUGCUCUGCGUCCUCUCCCCCGGCGAAGGAGGCGCCCCGGCCUCGGCCACCGUGCGCAGGAGGGCCAAGGCCGGCCGCUGCGCCUGCGCCUCCCCGGAGCCCGUCUGCGGAUCCGACGGCGAGACCUACACCAGCCUGUGCCAGCUCCGCACCGCCAGCCGCCGCUCCGAGGGACACGGGCAGCCCGCCCUCAUCGCCAUCCAGAGAGGACCCUGCAGCCACGGCCAGGAAGAUCCCAAUAGCUUGCGGCACAAAUACAACUUCAUUGCAGAUGUGGUAGAGAAGAUCGCCCCGGCUGUUGUUCAUAUUGAAUUGUUUCGCAAGCUGCCUUUUUCAAAGAGGGAAGUUAUUGUUGCCAGUGGCUCAGGAUUCAUUGUUUCUGAAGAUGGAUUGAUAGUUACUAAUGCCCAUGUGGUUACCAAUAAAAACAAAGUAAAAGUGGAACUGAAGAAUGGUGUCACAUAUGAAGCUAAAAUUAAAGAUGUCGACGAAAAAGCAGAUAUUGCACUAAUAAAAAUAGACACUCAGGGGAAACUACCAGUCCUAUUGCUUGGGCGUUCGGCAGAGUUACGUCCUGGUGAAUUUGUGGUGGCCAUUGGAAGUCCAUUUUCUCUUCAGAAUACAGUGACUACGGGGAUUGUUAGCACAACUCAACGGGGAGGCAAAGAACUGGGACUCAGAAACUCUGAUAUGGACUAUAUCCAAACAGAUGCAAUUAUUAAUUAUGGAAACUCUGGAGGACCUCUGGUAAACCUGGAUGGCGAAGUGAUUGGCAUUAAUACCCUGAAAGUCACUGCUGGGAUCUCCUUUGCAAUUCCAUCGGACAAAAUUAAAAAAUUCCUUACUGAGUCACACGAUCGACAAUCCAAAGGGAAAGCUGUAACAAAGAAGAAAUACAUUGGCAUACGAAUGGUAUCUCUCACUCCUAGUAAAGCUAAAGAACUGAAGGAACGCCAUAAAGACUUCCCUGACGUUAUUUCCGGAGCCUAUAUUAUUGAAGUAAUUCCAGGCACGCCAGCUGAGGCUGGGGGCCUGAAAGAAAAUGAUAUCAUUAUAAGCAUCAAUGGAAAACCCAUACUCUCAGCCAAUGAUGUCAGUGACAUUAUCAAAAAGGACAAUACGCUCAGCCUGGUGGUACGCCGAGGCAAUGAAGACAUUAUUCUAACAGUGAUACCUGAAGAAAUUGAUGAUUAAGUUGAAACAUGAGCUGGAUUUCAUGUUCUCUGUAAAAGAGCAAGCAAUGGACUGUUUAUAUUAUCUCUGUGCUGGUACAGGAAACAGUAGACUUUUGGCCAACAAUCUACAUGUGCAGUGGAACUGGUUUGGCCAAUAAAAUAAUUUUCAUUUAGGUUGAAGGCAAAAAAAAUCCAAACACCUAUGCAAAGUGCAAGAUACUUCUGCUGUUCUUAAUAUAUGCUAUGUAAUAUCUACUGGCUCCACCUCUCACUAUACCUUCAGUGGUCAACAUCUGAUUCUGUGCUGCAUUUUAUUUCUACUAUGAACUUUCUGAAAGUAGAAUGACUGCUAAACCAUACAGUACAAUGCUAAGUCUUUCUAUAGCUCGAUUCUUCCUAAAAAUACAGUUGUUAAAAGAAAGAUAUCUAACAUUUGUGGGAAUACUGACUCGUGUACACACACAAUCCCAAAGACCUUUGCUUAAUGACUCCAUGCUGAUUUUUUUUUAAAAAAAAUACUGUAUUUUCCUAGUUGAAUUAAAAUAAUUCUAACAGUG
Molecule: messenger RNA, 2111 nt
Organism: Anolis carolinensis (green anole)
Lineage: Eukaryota; Metazoa; Chordata; Lepidosauria; Squamata; Anolidae
Gene: htra1
Product: HtrA serine peptidase 1
Exons: 9
Coding region: 128-1573 (481 amino acids)
Biological process (GO): positive regulation of apoptotic process; proteolysis; programmed cell death
Cellular component (GO): extracellular region
Molecular function (GO): serine-type endopeptidase activity; protein binding
Source: RefSeq, a predicted model, not a curated record